Messenger RNA from Micropterus dolomieu (smallmouth bass), 1032 nucleotides. It is a transcript of the gene snrpc, whose product is annotated as small nuclear ribonucleoprotein polypeptide C. Gene Ontology annotation, molecular function: pre-mRNA 5'-splice site binding; zinc ion binding. The record is from RefSeq and is a predicted model, not a curated record. Gene Ontology annotation, biological process: spliceosomal snRNP assembly; mRNA 5'-splice site recognition; mRNA splicing, via spliceosome. Gene Ontology annotation, cellular component: nucleus; U1 snRNP. Lineage: Eukaryota; Metazoa; Chordata; Actinopteri; Centrarchiformes; Centrarchidae. The coding region runs from base 110 to 556 and encodes 148 amino acids. The transcript is spliced from 6 exons.
AACAAAACAUUAACAUUCAGGCGGAACUAACAGUGGGUAGGUCUUAUAUAUGGUGGGAACACUUAUUGGGAACACCGGAAUCGCGCUCUCGCGGAGAUAGGUGCCGAUCAUGCCUAAGUUUUACUGUGAUUAUUGUGAUACCUACCUUACACAUGAUUCGCCUUCAGUGAGGAAGACUCACUGCAGUGGCCGAAAACACAAAGAAAAUGUGAAAGACUACUACCAGAAAUGGAUGGAGGAGCAGGCACAGAGCCUGAUCGAUAAAACAACGGCUGCCUUUCAACAGGGAAAGAUUCCUCCCACGCCGUUCCCUGGUGGCCCUCCCCCAGGUGGUCCUCCUCGCCCAGGCAUGCUACCAACACCCCCUAUGGGAGGUCCCCCUAUGAUGCCCAUGAUGGGGCCUCCACCACACGGAAUGAUGCCCGGUGGACCUGGAGGCAUGAGGCCGCCAAUGGGAGGACCCAUGCAGAUGAUGCCAGGACCACCACACAUGAUGCGUCAUCCUCGACCGAUGAUGAUGCCUGUCAGGCCGGGCAUGAUGCGACCAGACAGAUAAGAGCGAGUGGGUUUUCUCCGUUCUUUGUUGCCAUGAACAGACACUGUCUAGUGAGGACACUUGGUUUAACACUUGGAUUUAUCAGUGCAACUUUUUAGAUUCUCAAAUGUCCAGUCUCUUCAACCUUGAAGUCCCUGAUGUAAUUAUUUCAUUUAAUUCAUCAUUCAUUGUCAUUUAAUUACUUUAUUUUCUGCUUUAAUCAUAGAAAGUAGUACGUUUUUUACUACUCAUUUGCAUCAGAAUUCAUUUCAAAUCCCUGUUUUAAAGUUGUUUGUUUUUUUAAAUUAAAUGUCCUCUCUCGUGUUGGUGUCAAGAUUGAAAUAUCCUUUCUUACUUUGACAAACUGUUCAGCACGCACAAGACCGUGUUUGAUUUGACAAUAUUUGUUACAAUAAUUUUGCUUUGUUUUAGGUUUUACAUGUUUUGUUGUAUUUCAUUGCAUUGCUUUGAUAAAUAAAACAGUGAUUUCAAACCUG